GGCACGUGUUAGUGGCCGAAUAGUUUCAAAAAUACUAAAAAAAAAAAAUGGAUAGCGAGGCGGAUGAUUAUGAGCCCACCGAUUCGGAACAGGAGUACGAUGAGGAUGAGCGCGAGAUAUUGAGUGAUUUGCGUAAAGAGCGCAAGAAACGCGCCGAGCAGAAAAAUCAAAAACAGGAUAUUCUAUCAUUUAGUGACAGCGAUGAUGAUGAUGAUGAAGACGAGGACGUUGUGGGCGAACUGAUGCGCGACAGCGAUAUUGAAGGUGCCGAGGACGACGAUGGCGAUCUGCCCGACACCAUGGACUGGGGCAGCAACAAGCGAACCUACUACAAUACCGAUUUCGUCGAUCCCGACUACAGCAGCUACACCGCUCAGGAGGAAGAUCUGGCCUUGGCCGAGGAGGAGGAGGCCAAAAAGAUUCAGUUGCGUUUGGCCAAGCAACUGACCGAGGCUGACUUUCAGCUAGACGACAUGGGCGAGCCAGCUGAUGCAAGUGACGACGAUAACGAGGUGGCCAUAAAAAGCAUCAAAGUGCCCACAGAUCUGAAGGGGCUUACGGAGCGCGAACGUCUGCAGCUGCUGCAAAAAGAUUCACCCGAAUUCAUGGGCCUCACCCAGGACUUUCGGCAGCAGCUGAGCGAAGUGCAGCAACUGACGUCGCCCGUUCUAAACUAUGUGCGCAAUCAUCAGGUGCCCAUGGUCCCGGCUCUGCAGUUCGCCACUCUCUACCAGAACGUGCUGCUAACCCACUGUUCGAACGUGUCGUUCUAUUUGCUGCUAAAGGCCAAACGCUGCAGCAUCAAAUAUCACCCGGUGGUCAAACGCCUUGUGCAGCUCAAGCAGCUUCGCGACCAGCUGGCCCCACGCUACGAGGAGUACAUACGCCCACAGCUGGAGGCGCUGCUGGAGCGCAUUCAGGAUGGCGAUACAUUCACCGUACUGGAUGUGGCGCAGCGCAAGGCCAAGCUACAGAUACUCGAAAAGUACAAUGAAACCAAGCUGCAGAAGAAUGGGCAUGCUGACAAGGAUGCUGACGAUAAUGACAAUACUGAUGAUGAUAAUGACGACGACGACGAGAAGCAACUGCCAGAUCUGGCCGACGAGGAGCAGGAAGAUGACGAAGAGAAUGAACGACGCGGCAUCACCUAUCAAAUGGCCAAGAAUAAGGGUCUAACGCCGCAUCGCAAAAAGGAGUUGCGCAAUCCGCGCGUCAAGCAUCGCGGCAAAUACCGCAAGGCGCUCAUCCGCCGUAAGGGUGCAGUGCGCAGCGUACGCACAGAAGUGAAACGCUACGGCGGCGAAGCAUCCGGCAUUAAAGCCACCGUCACCAAAAGUGUCAAAUUUAAAACGUAGUCCAUUUAGUCCUAGUGUAUAUAACAUGUAUGUAGGCGCCUUAAACUUUAUACUAAAUUUUGU
Messenger RNA from Drosophila novamexicana, 1418 nucleotides. RefSeq names its product something about silencing protein 10 (gene Sas10). Gene Ontology annotation, biological process: maturation of SSU-rRNA from tricistronic rRNA transcript (SSU-rRNA, 5.8S rRNA, LSU-rRNA). The coding region runs from base 48 to 1355 and encodes 435 amino acids. Gene Ontology annotation, cellular component: nucleolus; small-subunit processome. Lineage: Eukaryota; Metazoa; Arthropoda; Insecta; Diptera; Drosophilidae. The record is from RefSeq and is a predicted model, not a curated record. The transcript has a single exon.